Molecule: messenger RNA, 1945 nt
Organism: Archocentrus centrarchus (flier cichlid)
Lineage: Eukaryota; Metazoa; Chordata; Actinopteri; Cichliformes; Cichlidae
Gene: cfap263
Product: cilia and flagella associated protein 263
Exons: 9
Coding region: 36-1157 (373 amino acids)
Biological process (GO): cilium assembly
Cellular component (GO): axoneme; ciliary basal body
Source: RefSeq, a predicted model, not a curated record
AAACCGCAGCAGAGGUUCAGUUUACCUUAGCAACCAUGGAGGACGAGCUUUACUUCGUCGAGGAAAACGACGAGGAGGUCACGCUAGAACAAAAAGAACUCCUUUACAAGCGGGUCGAAGAACUAAAGCAUUCCAAUGCAGCCCUCCUGGCAGAGAAUGACAUGUUUGAAAGCUUCAUUUGCCGCCUGGAUCCACAGGACCUGCUGGCCCAGGGUGGGGGAGAGGGUGCAGGGGCAGCAGGAAGCUCUGUGUUGGAGGGUGGAGGUGCCAGAUGGAGGCGAAAGUCCCGGGCCAACAUACCGGAUCGUUUUCAGCCGCUGACUUUAGAACAAAAACUGUAUGUAGCACAGAGAGAAAUAAGAGCUACACAACAGGAAGAGGAGAAACUCAAACUGAAAUCUGAGCAAAUCAAGGACAACUACAAGGCCUCUAUGAAGGAAGCAGAAUUGCGUCUAGCUGAUAUCAGGAAGGCCAAGAGCGAUUUUGAGCGCAGACUGCUCAAACUGAUGAAGGACAACAGGCUAGAGAUAAAAGAGCCUGAGAAGGUGCUGCAGUACAUUGAAGACAAGUUAAAGGUCACCCAGCUGGAGAGGUUUGAUCUAAAGAACCAGGCACUGAAGCUCCAAGAGAAGAAGCUCCUGCAGCAGCUCCAGCAGAAAAAAGAGAUGGGAAAAGCUGAGUAUGAGGAAUUUUUCCACAUGUAUGAUGAGCCAAAACCUGACAAAAACUUGGAAGAAGUUCAGAUCAGCAGUUUGAAAGUUCAUCGUCUUCUCAACGUACACAAGGAAAAGCUGCAGAGUGUGACAUUAGUGUCUACACAGCUGAACAGUGACAUCACCAAAGUGAGGCAGAUGCUGGCAAAAAUAGAGGAAGAGCUGCAGCAAGCUGAGGAGGAUUGUUUAAAGGCUGAAGCCCUCAACCAAAAACUCAGGCGGCAGCUCAGCGAUUAUCAGGCUCCUGAUAUCACCGAGUACAUGCACAUCAAGGACAAACACAAGAAGCUUAAGCAGACUAUUCACACGUGGGAGAGGAAGGUUGGGAUUGCUGAGAUGGCAUUGAAGACCCACGCUAAAAUAUGGAGCAAACAGGCUGGAACUAGGUCUGGAGAACACCAAAGCCCAGUAAAGCUUCCAUAUAUAGCAGAGCAUAACUCAUAGACAAAAAAAAUCAGAAAUGCCCCCCCCCGUUGGUGGGGGGGCAAUUGUUUUUGGUGUGCAUCUACUAAAAAUCUUGGAUGAGUUUGAAUCUUGGUGACCUUAACUUCAUGGUAAAGGCCAAAGGAAAAUUAUGGGCGUGGACAAUAGGACUCGUGUUAUCUUGGUCAUUCAGUGUUUGGAGAGCGACGCAUUUGUGAGAUGAACAGCGUUCAAAUCGUCUGCUAGGGGCCGGGUUUGUUGUGGCCGGCGCCAUUUUUACUGUCUGCAUUCUUGUAAUACUUGUUGGGAAACAUUAAAACAAUGUACCAUCCUGUGUCCUUGGAAGUUGCUAUUCAAAAUGAUGUAAUAAUGUAUUUCUUUAAUUUCUUAAUUUGUGCAGACUUGGUUAUUUCAUUUAAGAUGACUUUUAUUGGGAAAAGUGUUCAUUCUCUGCAUGUAACCCAUGUAAAGUGGUACCCAGGGACCAACUGCAGCUGUAAGCCUCUGCCUUGUUCAAGGGCACAGUGACAAGGGAAUUAAAGCAAACAUCACACAGAAGGGCCCUGCCCUGGGUUCACUACAAGAACCUGUGAUUGUGAGUGCAAACUACUCACUCACUGUGUUUCUGUUCAUGGCCUUUCUGCCUUUUGUGUUAUACUUUACAACACUGGUUGAAAGGUUUUACUACAACACUGGUGAUUUUACUGUUGUGGCUAAAACUUCUGUGAGGACCACUAAAAAUUAAUCUAUGCAGCAAAACCUGUACACAAGUGUAGUUAAUCUAGUGCCUGUAAGUACCUAUAUUUGUA